This is a messenger RNA of Enterobius vermicularis (human pinworm), 1848 nucleotides long. NCBI's taxonomy places the organism in Eukaryota, Metazoa, Nematoda, Chromadorea, Rhabditida, Oxyuridae. The record is from the annotation of a GenBank genome assembly.
AUGGAUGAGCAAAGCCGACAUUACAACAGGAGGAUAGGGCAGCAACGAAAUUUUGGCAAAAUGUCGGAAAAGAAUCCCUUAAAGAGUAAUGAAUGCACGGGUUAUGACACAGCAGCUGAUUUUUGUGAGGAUCAUGGUGGUAAACUUCCGUCAAUACUCAGCAAAGAGGAGAACAAUAUACUGUCUUGCAUCUCAACUUAUGGUUUUUGGAGCGGCCACGAAAAAGUUAAUGGGAGUUGGAGGUGGUUGGAUGGGAACAAAUCCAACCUAACGUUCUGGAAAAGUGGUCAUCCUGGCAUCAACGGAAGACAUAUCAAGGUGAACAAAGAUGGCGAGUGGGUAUCAGUCAGUGAUGGGGAGUGUGCGGAAGCCAUUUGCAUUAUUAGAGCAGAAGACGAAGGCGAAAGGCGAUGCGCAGAUCCUAAAGGCCCAUCUAACGAGAGGCGUGCUACAGCACUUUUGAAAUCCAGCAAGCACACGAAUUACGAGACGAAAGCAACUGCUUCAUUGAAUGCUGCUGUGCACCCGCAACCCUUUCUAAGUGUGGAACAUUCAAAAAGAUGUCUACCAUCGUUCAGUGGGGAAACAGACGCUACGAGAAGUAUAGCAGUUGCUGAACGUUAUGGCAGAUGGCACUACUGCUUGUUUGACGUCAAAGUCAAAGGUAGAAAAGCUGCUUCGUUGGAGGAGUCACGAAAAUACUGUUACCAUACUUUCCACGGCCGAUUUCUGUCAAUAGGUUCGGUCAGGGAAUUUAUCUUCUUGCACGGAGUACUUUAUAAGGAGUUGGAGGAUAGAAGACCUAAUGUUGUCAUAGCACCAGUAGAAAGAAACUUUCUGAGGCACUUAGCUGAUGCCAAUUUGAAGAAAACGUCGGUUGAAAAGAAGGGAAAUUGGUGGUCUGCAGACAAAUAUUGCAGAACAUGGCACCGGGGUCUGUUAGGCACUUUUUACAAAGUUUCCGAUUCUGCAAGAGUAUUGAGGACAGAUAAUAAAGAAUAUUAUUAUUUGGGAGCCUCAUUUAAUUAUUCCGCAAAUGAUUACUACUUUGACGAUGGACGGCAUUUGCUGACAAGUGGUUUGGACAGUGCAAACAACCAAAGUUGUCUCGCACAACUGAAAGAUUCUGUUGUUUUUGUGGAUUGCCAAAUUCUCUUCACGAACGAAAAAAGUAUUGAAAGGUUUGCUUGCAAAAAAUACUUCGAUACAGAAGAGGAUUACGGAGGACAGAUUGAAGAGCUAUUAAGUUUCGAAGAUUCUGAACGUCACUGUGAAACAAUAGAGAGCACGCUGGCAUCAUUCUCAUCAGAACAGGAGUUUAAAAUGAUACAGGAGAAAUACGCGUCAAAAAAGUACUGGAUAGGUCUGAAACAGAUAAACGAAAAUUGGGAGUGGAUGGAUACAACUGCUGUUGACUACACCGUCUGGAAAAAGUACAAUUUGACAGACGAGGAGUUUAGUGUUCAGAAAUGUAUGUUCGUCGAUGGAACCGGCAGCUGGGGUCGUGAGAACUGUGAUUUUCAUACGGAAGUUUCAUGGAUCGUUGCUCAAAAAAUGUGUGCUGAAUACGGUUCAAAUUUAGCAUGGAUUACAUCUAAUGACGAACAAGCAUUUUUGGAGGAAUUUACUGAUUUAAAACCGUUUUGGCUUUCCCUUGUAUUUAACACCGACAAAUGGAUAUUGCCUAUCGCUGAGAGCCCAGACUUUGUAAACUGGAAACCUGGUGAAUUGGACAAGUGCUGUUCAGAUGAGCAAAUAUCUGCUGCAUAUAAUGCACCGGAAGGUUGGCGUCACGCUCCACCUUUUUUUAAAGCUGCUGCAGUCUGCAAAUAUGAAAGUGAGUUUUAA